This is a messenger RNA of Arabis nemorensis, 246 nucleotides long. The record is from the annotation of a GenBank genome assembly. Lineage: Eukaryota; Viridiplantae; Streptophyta; Magnoliopsida; Brassicales; Brassicaceae.
AUGGCUCAAAAAAAAUUUCUUCUCUUGGGGCUGAUUUUGGUCCUAACCUUCGUCGGCUCUCCGACAACAGCCGAUGGACCUGUUUGCCCUUCCACGACCAAACUUAGCCGAGCAAGUUUUCCUGAAGGUUUUUUAUUUGGCACCGCUACUGCGGCAUUUCAGGUUGAAGGUGGAGUGAAUGAAACUUGUCGUGGACCGAGCUUAUGGGAUCUCUACUGUAAGAGAUAUCCAAGUGAGUGCCUCUAG